UGACGCAAACAGCCUGCCAAACCGAGAGCGAGCGCGAUAAUAACUCCGUCCGCGUGAGUCCUGUAACAGUGUGCUGGCGGUACUGAGGUGUGUGCAGCUGUGUGCAGCUGUGCUAGUGGCGCUGAGCUGCGACAUGGCGGCGUUUACGCGCCUGUAAUCUGCUGUCAGGACUCGCUCCUUUCACUUCCGGGAUGAGGGACGGACGGUGCUUUGGUGUGGAUUUUGUUGCACCAUGAGAAGGAAACUGGAAGAUUCCCUUUCCGCUGUAAAUCAAAGCUCUCGGCUGGCGGCGUUGCAUCACACGAGCUGAUCUCUAAUCGACUCUGGUAAUUGGUUAAUAUUUUCGCACCACUCGCGCUCGCUCUCUCUGUCUGUGUCUCUCUCUCUCUCUCUCUCCCCCUCCCUGUCUCUCUGACGAUGUCGGGGGCGGACCUAGUGUCCCGUGUGAGCUCUGUGUUCCGCAGGGAGCGAACAGCCUGGGAGCUGAGUGACUCGGCCCCCUUCGAUUUCUCUGAAGACCUUGCCGAGGACGAGCCGCCCAGGUUCACCAAGCUGAAGGUGGUGGUGUCGGCCGAGAUGGACGAGUACAACGGGUCGUCGCCGAACGGCGCCGCCAUCAGCACCUUCCUCAGGACCAGAGAGGACGACGAUGACGAAUUGCUGCUGGGCUCCACCUCCGAGCUGGAGACGGAGCCAUGCGAGAACUGUGUGAAGAGGAAGGAGGACGUCAAACGGCGCAAAGUGAUGAAGAAGCUGGUGAUCGCCGCUGUGCUUUAUUUCCUGUUCAUGAUCGGAGAGCUCGUAGGUGGCUACAUUGCGAACAGUUUGGCCAUCAUGACUGACGCUCUGCACAUGCUCACUGACCUGGUGGGGAUUGUUGUGUCGCUGCUGGCUCUGUGGCUCUCAGCAAAACCACCAACACGCACCUUCAGCUUCGGCCUGCACAGACUGGAGGUGAUCGCUGCAGCAAUCAGUGUUUUGUUGAUCUACAUCCUGACUGGCGUGCUGUUGAACGAAGCGGUGGAGAGAACAAUCCAGCCCGACUUCACCAUCAAUGGAGAUGUCAUGCUCAUCACCGCUGCUGUGGGCGUGGCCGUCAACCUCCUAAUGGGUGUUCUCCUCAACCAGUCAGGUCACCUCCACUCCCACUCUUCUGGCCACACCCAGAGGAGGGAUCAAGGACGGGGGCGGAGUCAACAGUCUCAUGGCAGCUUAGCAGUGCGUGCAGCGUUUGUCCAUGCGCUGGGGGAUCUGGUACAGAGUGUCGGGGUUCUCGUCGCUGCAUACAUCAUCAGGUUUAAGCCAGAGUAUAAGCUGGCUGAUCCUGUGUGUACAUACAUAUUUUCCGUGCUGGUGCUGGUCACAACGGUGCGCAUCAUCCGAGACACUGGGCUCAUCCUGCUGGAGGGCGUUCCCAGACACCUGAAUGUGAGUGUGAUGAGGGAAGAGCUGUUAAAGCUGGAUGGUGUGGAGUCUGUGGAGGAUCUGAAGGUCUGGGCUUUAACUGCUGAUCGCACUGUGGCUCUCGCACACCUUCAGCUCGCGCCAGGCAGCGUGGGUAACUGGGAGGAAGUGCAGUCUAAAGCUCGUCACCUGUUGAUGAUGUCACACGGCGUGUCGCACUGCACAGUGCAGCUGCAGAGCAACACACAGCUCGGCACACAGUCCUGCUCCAGCUGUGUGUUAACCAGUGCCUGAAACACACACACACACACACACACACACACACAGGGCAUCUCCUCCCUCAACAGGUUGCUAUGCAACAGUGAAAAGCACCAAAGUCUGAGCGAGUGUGUUUUCAGUUUUAGUGAAUCAGUCAGAGGCUGUUUUCAUUCAUGAAACAGUUUUAUUAUUAUUUUCUUCUUUUCACCUUCACACACACACACACACACACACACACACGCACGCACGCGCACACACACCAGUAAAUAAACAUCUGAUAAAUAAAGCCGAACUCCACUGCGAGCCUGAACAUUUUUAUUGGCGUUCAGUUCCUGAGAGCGCGCCACGCUGUCUUGCUGUUCGGUGUGGAUAACUCCAUCCUGAGUCAGUGUUCAUCCUGGAUUAGAGUUUCAGCAGAUCAUCUUUAACUCAAAGCUAAUCUGACUAGAGCUUGGUUACGUUUUUUUUUUUUUUAAAUGUAAUUUAAUAAUCUUUAUGUUUAACUCAAACGUCUGAAAAGAAGUUGAAUGUAUUUGAAAGUGCAGAGUGUUUUAUAAAUUCCUUUCCAGUGUCAGCCUUUAAUUGAUGAAUGAUCUCUGACGAUGCAGAGUUUGAAGUGUUUAAUCCGUGUUUGUGUUCCUCACACUCUGUUCAUGUGUUUAUUUCUAAGUGGCGAUGCAGUGUGUGCCUUUACACUAACAGCCCUGUACGUUAUACCGCUGGGCUCUGAGCAUCACAGCCUUGUAUUUUACUGUCUUUAUUUUAAUUUUUUCAGAUAGAAAUAGUUUUGUUUUGUGAUCGUUGUAUAUCACCCAAAAAACACAAUCUAUGCCGAUAAAUGUUUUUGCUUUAAAACUUAUCAUUGAUUUUUUUUUUUUUAAAUGAUUUUUGUUGCCUGAUGUUCUGCACAUUCCAGUAACUUGACCAGCAGUUACUCCUCUCUGUCUGCAGUAUUUACAUUACAGUUAAACUCCGGCCUGUGGGAGUCGAUCAGAGCGCUCCCAAAAUAAAGCUCUUUUAAAAUCCUG
This is a messenger RNA of Neoarius graeffei (lesser salmon catfish), 2690 nucleotides long. It is a transcript of the gene slc30a4, whose product is annotated as solute carrier family 30 member 4. Gene Ontology annotation, biological process: response to zinc ion; zinc ion transmembrane transport. Gene Ontology annotation, cellular component: plasma membrane. NCBI's taxonomy places the organism in Eukaryota, Metazoa, Chordata, Actinopteri, Siluriformes, Ariidae. The transcript is spliced from 8 exons. Bases 418 to 1698 code for a protein of 426 amino acids. Gene Ontology annotation, molecular function: zinc ion transmembrane transporter activity. The record is from RefSeq and is a predicted model, not a curated record.